AUGAGUUGCAUCUUUUCGGAGCUUCGACGCUCGGAGCGGCUGCUCCCUGUGGAGGACAACGCGUCUUUCCAGCGCAUCUCCUCAUGGCGACCGCUAUUUGUUGAUCCGCAGGAGCACCCGGCCUUGUACGAACAUGUGGCGUUCUUCCGGAGUGAUGCGGAGCAGAACUCCAAAUGGAUGCACACCGUGCGAUCUGCCCGCGUAUCUACACGACAGGUUCCUUUCAUCACAUUAACGGGGCCUGAUUCCUCUGCCAAGGCACCAGUGACAGCAGGAAAAGUGCCAACUAUCGUUCAUGAAAACCAUGACUCAGAGGACAAGCUGCCAACGCAUGUUUUUCAACAGCACGUGGCUGCAUUGGCACCAUACGAAUGCUUUAUGUGCCCCACACUUCUUUUCAGCCCGUUUCGACCCUUGUUUACGAAGCGGAUGGUGCCCAUUGCGUUGAAGCUAUCUCUUCCUGUGCAAGAGGUCCUUCUUUUUCUCUCUAUGAUGUUUGUUUAUUUGGACGUGGUCAUUGCAGUGAGUGUACCGAAGCCAUUAUGCUUUCAGGAACUGGCUGAUUUACUAGAGCAGCGGCGUGUGCAACUCGUUGAAUCAUCUGUAAAUAGCGCUUGUGAUCCACACCGAAGGGCUUUUACGACAGUGUUGAACGCAGUGAUAGAGUUGUGGAAGGAACAACGCGAGGCGACUGUGUCGGCACUUUUUCCCUUGGGGACUCUUACUACCUCUGUGUGUCUGCGUGACAUUGAUGACAAGGCUUACCGCGCAUUCGUGCCUUCUGCUUCGCGUGACACAAAGCGGGAGGACCAUCCGUUCCAACUUCCACCGUUGGCUGCUGACGCACUUGUUUCCCACUUUGUUCCCACUUGGGAGCGCAUUUUGGAGGCAAUGUCUCGCGAUGUGUCGGUUCUGGCCACGCUACAUGACUAUCUUGUGCGCCAGGGAGCUGGCAUGACGCGUAUGCGUCAACCCGGAACGGGCAAUUCUUUUGCAUCAAUCCAUGCCCUUCCACACAAUAAAGAGGAACUGGCGGAUUUUGUUUGCCGCCUUGGUUCCUCACUGUGGACCUCCUCGAAUAUGGCGAAGAGCAUUGUGCUUUCUAAACCCCAGCUGCAAUCCGUCAGCAAAAUCUUCCAAAAAGAGUUUUUUGCGACGUUACUGCGUCUGCGUCACCGAGGCGUGCAGGAGUUACGUGUGCGGCGUGUGACCCUUGGGGAUCUUGCACUGACGGUUAUUCAGGACGACGGGCGGGAGGCAGAGGUGGGGCGUCCUGCGGGAUUUCUCGUGGGGCGCACGGCGAUGGGUGACAACAAACCAGAUAGCGACAGCGACUCCAAGGGUGGGGAUGGCAAUAAGAAGAGUAACCUGCCAUUGUGGCUUGUAGCGGAGGGCGGUGUGGAUGUUGUGCAGACGUUUUUGGAACAUCUUAUCCGGGACACGCGUGCCACGACGUUCCUUCCGGCAACGCUGCCGUGCCGCAAUGGUGAUGGGCGUGGCUCGACCGUUGCAGGCGUUUCUAAAGAGGACGAGAAGGGAACACCAACGGUGGAGGAGCAACAAUUUGUUUUGCUGACGCGUAUGGAAGAGGGAGUUCUGCAUCGCAUUUUUCAAAGUCAUCCGAAUGCUCUUCAGCUUACGGGGUGCGGCAUUCGGCAAAUGCUGGUGCGCAUGGAGGAUGGUCAGCCCUUUUUGCAACGAGUUUGCGGUGCCGUUGUGGCGUGGGACAUCUGGGAAUGUUAUGAUUCAGAACAGGCGUCGAAGUUGCGGCGGCCCCGCCGGAUCAUCACCGCCGAUGCCCCGUUUCCUUUACCAGAGGGGAUCGCGCCGUCCCGCCUGAAUUUGAAGGCAGUGCGGGGAAUGGUGCAGCACUACUGGAAAGCCCUUAUUCUUGAGCAAGGGCGGGCGGCGGGCUCGAAGCGUUCGGAGAUGACGAGCACAACACUCUUUCCUAUUGACAGGGCUGUUGCAUUCUACGUUUUGCGGCAUCAUCCGCAGUAUUACGUACGCGUGCGAGGCUGCGGUAUUGUCGAUGUCUGUGUACAGCGGCAAAUGCGUUCUGCUAGCAGCGGGAGACCUUUUCAUUUUUUGGACUCUGAAGCAACGGGAGAAGAGAGCCAGGCCGUGACGGAUGACACAUGUGAAUAUGUUCCUGCGCUUGCCGUUACACAUCCUUGUGGCACGUCUACUGUUAUUUCCUACGAGGACUGCUACAGUCCGGUCACGAAUCGACUGAACCGACCACAAUUGCUUGAAAACGAUGCUGGUGGCACGAAUGAUCCGGCGUGCCUUCCAACACCUCCGUUGAGAAAACGAAGCUUUUCAAUGAUGAGGGAAUGA
Molecule: messenger RNA, 2340 nt
Organism: Trypanosoma cruzi
Lineage: Eukaryota; Euglenozoa; Kinetoplastea; Trypanosomatida; Trypanosomatidae
Exons: 1
Coding region: 1-2340 (779 amino acids)
Source: RefSeq, a predicted model, not a curated record